Messenger RNA from Halichondria panicea, 1413 nucleotides. RefSeq lists its product as uncharacterized. The record is from RefSeq and is a predicted model, not a curated record. The coding region runs from base 82 to 1320 and encodes 412 amino acids. NCBI's taxonomy places the organism in Eukaryota, Metazoa, Porifera, Demospongiae, Suberitida, Halichondriidae. The transcript is spliced from 3 exons.
CCUCAAAAAGCCCCCUACAAGUCAGUUUUCUUUUCGCUGCGUUUUCUUUUUUGCUGUACAGAACAUUAACAGAAAACUAAAAUGGAACAUGUGGAAGCAUUUAAGCAGAAAGUACAGGAGCUAGGAAUAAUUGUAUACUUUAAGUCUCUGAUUGCCUCUGAUCCAGGAGUAUGUGUGCAGUGUCACUCUCCCUGUGACUCUGAAUUUUGCUCUCCACACUGUGAAAUGAAGUAUUGGGAUGAGUUCAACCAUCAGUACACCUACCAUUCAGGGAAGACUCCACUGUGCAAAUUUCCCAGAUGUUUCAAGACUUGCUAUGUUGAGAAUCACGGUCGUGUUCAUGACUAUUGCAGCAAAUCUCAUGCUGGAGAGCACCAAAAGAUGAAAGAAGUAGCUCAAAGACAGCAACACACUUCCAGAAACCAGAGGGGCAAGGGUAACUUGUGGAGAGGGGGCCAUCAACUAGGAGGCAGAGGUGGAGGUGGAGCAGGGACAUCUCAAGCUGGGCGAUGUCAGCAAGGGCAUACUCGAGGAGGUACCAACUAUUCUCACUGCUCGGAUAGUCAUGGAACAAUCUAUUUCUACAAUCGUGGCGAACCAUACUACGAGUUUACUAACUUCUACAAUGGUGCUGCAUUCAGUCUCGAUGACAGUGAAUGGCCUACUACUGAGCACUAUUUCCAAGCCCAGAAAUUCGUUGGUACACCUUACGUUCGCAAGAUUCGGAAUGCCUUUGGGCCGCGAGAUGCUUUCGAAUUGUCCCGCAAUCCAGCUAUCUCUCGUUGGAGGAGGAGCGAUUGGGAAGUUGUCAAGAUGGAUGUGAUGAGAAAGGCUCUUUUCGCUAAGUUUACUUCACACACAUUUUUGAAAAAUAAGCUUCUUGAUACUGGUAAAAGAGAGCUUGUUGAACGAUCUCCACAUGAUAGCUACUGGGGAGACGGUGGUGAUGGUACAGGAGAGAACCAUCUUGGAAGACUUCUCAUGGAACUGAGGGCAAAGCUGCAAGGUGGUCAGUACAAGGAUGUGGAACGAGAUGGUAUGCAAGCAGGAACGAGUUGUGGCGUUCCAUCAUAUAACAAAUUGACGAGGAAUCCAUUACGUGACAACACACAAUGUAAAGUAGAAGAUGAAGUUGAAGACAUGGAUUAUGAGAAUACUGGGUUUCCAACUGGGUCACUGGUGUUACUAGAUGAUUCGAAUGAAAACGCAUCUGACUAUCCACCGCUUCCAACGCAUUUCAAUGGGAAACCAUUAAUACCCUCCCCAUCACCUACGCCCCCUACUGGUACUGGUGCUGAUGCUGAUGCCGUUGGCACUUGAACUAAGGACUGCGUUAGCUAUACUGUGUAGCUAGUCUGUAUAUGUGUGUUGCUGUAAGUUAGUAUAGUCAUAGAUAAACUAUGGUACAGUGUA